Leguminivora glycinivorella is the source of this 955-nucleotide messenger RNA. RefSeq lists its product as uncharacterized. The coding region runs from base 49 to 669 and encodes 206 amino acids. The record is from RefSeq and is a predicted model, not a curated record. Lineage: Eukaryota; Metazoa; Arthropoda; Insecta; Lepidoptera; Tortricidae. The transcript is spliced from 7 exons.
AGCAGUUUAGUGAUUACUUGAUUAGUAAAAGAUAUUAAACAGAUCGCCAUGCGCAAGAGCACCACAGAAGUUUUAUCGAAAAGCAGCGACAAGAAAAGAAACAGUAGUCGUAGCACUGUUCAGCCUCUUCACUUCCUCGUGCACAAGCCUGGCUGCCACUUCGAGAGCUGCUGCGGAGUCUGCAAUCUGUUCCCGGGGGUGCUACUUAUCGCAUUUGCCCAGGUUCUUGUGGGAUCUGUUUUGCUGACACUACUGACGUCCCACGGUCGGCAGUACGAUGAGAUCCACCAUACACAAACUACGCAGCUAGUCAGCUUGGCGACGGGUGCGGUGUUGAGCGGAGUCACUGGCGCUGGUCUCCUGCUGAUCGUCGUGGCGCUUACCGAAAACUGCAAGGCUAUGCUGGUAUACCUGUUGGUGGCACUAAUAGUUAUGAUGGGUAUAGUCACACUGGGGAUUUUCAAGAUCAACAAUUCAUGCGGAAGGUUCAAAGAUGCUCCUAAAAUAAAGGAUGAGCAACACCGGCUAGCUAACUUGGCGUGCGUCAGCGGUCUGCUCACGUUUUUCGGUGCCGUGGUAUAUUUCUUCUCAUUCGUGGUGGUAUUCAGCUUCUACCACUUCAGAUACGUCCGCCGCGCCAUCUUGCUGCACGAGGCCGAGUGCGAGUAGUGCGAGUAAUGCGAGACGUCCAGUGCGAGUAAGGACCCAUUUACACGAGCGCCUCCAAUGUCAAGGUUUAGGAAGGCACGCGUUUUAUGAAGACAAUUGCUACUACAUUUUAAAUUUGCCGCUAUUUUUAGUGCCAACAUUUGGUUGACCGUCUAGACUAUACAGACAAUUCAGUACACAAAUACCGCAAUCUAAUGAAACUCGCAUGCGUGUUCUCGCACCGUGUAAAUGUCCCCUAACGCGAAGACGACGGCCGAGUGAGGAGGGCCGUGCUUUUUCACAUUAU